AUGGUAUAUAUGGUAUAGAUGAAAGGAACCGAGACAUGCAAUCUUGAACUAAUUUGUCAUAAAGUUAUCAUUAGAAUUUACUCAACAGUUCAAUUCAUCAUGCCAUUAUGAUCUGGUGUUAAUUUGUUAAAUUACGACUUUGUGAUUGAACAAAGGCAUUGUAAAUUUGACAACCAUGGAAAAACAAUUUUUUUUUGCAAAUUCCAGAUUAACCUUCGGAUAAUAGAGCAGUCCUCUUUCUUUUUGCCUUCUUUCCUUGCAGUAACAUGACCAAAAUAGUCAUACAUGCAUAGAUUGUGGGGAUAUCUCUUUAUCCCCGAGCCAACGGCGCGGAGCGCCGUUCCAGGCGUAAGCCCGGGGCGAGGGUACUAGUUCCCCCCGGCUAUUUACACCCGGGGAAACGAAAGCAUUAGCGAAGUCUAAAGUUCAUCAAUGAUCGCGGGCGCUCACCAACGAUGUUGAGUGGGUGGUUAUCCCAAUGGGUCAUCCUCACUGAUCUCAACAAUAUGGCUGAUUGCUUGUAGGAGUGGGAUAAGCAAGAUUUCAAUUUUAAAAGACAUAUAUUUGGAAAAUCGUUUCAUAUACAACAAGCUUGAAGCAAUUUUGUUUGAAAUGAGAAGAAUUGAUUUACUAUGGGAAAUCGUGAAAUAUACGGCAAGUUUGCUUUGAAUAUUUAAUGUUUACGCAUUUUGUUGCUUAAUAAACUUUUUGUCUAAAAACAUGAACGGUUUUCCUUUUUAACGAAGCUCUAAGUUUCAUAAAUUACAGUUUAAUUUGAGAAAAAAUCUUAAAAUGUAAAGGAAAACAAAUUGAUUUGAAGACUGAACUGAAAUUACCUAACAAUUUGUUUUAUUUGUAUUAAACUUAUUAUGUUUUAUUAAGUAGAAACAGUUUAUCGACAAAUGUAGUUUAGUUGAAUGAACAUUUAAAAACAUUUUACGAAGCAUUUCAAGUUAAAUUUUACAUUAAAUCAAAGCUCACAAAAUGCAAAAUAACAUACCUACAGUAUAUAUUUCGGAAAUUUAUUGUUGUAUAGUUAAAAGUACGAAUCUUUCAACUGUUUUGCAGUUUUGUACAAAAAAUAUGAAAAAAUUAAAAAUUUAAGAAUAUCGUGUUGUCAACUUGUCAUGGCAACAGUUGUGCGCGAGCCUGCGUUCAGUGUUGGCCAUUUCUGAAUACUUCAUGUUAAUUUAGUGUUUGGAAAAUUUUGGCGAGGGGUUAUACUGCAUGCAUGUAUUUCUAGUAGAAUAACUACAGUAAAACGCGCAAUUUGAUUGGUCAGUACCCGUGCAGGGUCAAACAAUCAUGUACGGAAAAUUUAAAUGCCUUCGCGCGGGCUUUUUAAAAUGUCGUAUAAUGAAAACAUCAUGAAGUUAAUUGUAUAUUAAGCGAGAGACAAGUUAGUUUACCCACUCAUUCAAAGUUGUCUCCAACUUUGAUUAACGUGGCUAGAAAACAAUGUUUAGCUACCUUCAAGAAAUAUGUCUAGGCGGCCACAUUGUUUCCUACUUUACUGACCUUGGGGGAUCAUUGCUAUAGGAAAUAAUGCUAAACCUUUCAAAAUUUAAUUUGAAGUGACAUUUGUACUUCAUUUUUCAUUACAGUACGACCUUAUUUGCGAUGACUCCAUUCUUCUAUCUAUCGCUCAAUCAUGUUUCUGGGUUGGAAUGUUGGUUUCCUUGUUGGUUGGCGGUUUUAUCUCAGAUCGUUUUGGCAGAAGAAUUGUUUGGUAUUGCGGUGGUGUUCUUGUCCUCCUUGGUACUUGGAUUAUGAUAUUUCCAAAAUCCUUCGUGGUGUUUAUUGUUUGCCGCGUUUUCGUUGGGAUCGGUUCAGGUAUAUAGCCACUGAUCUGUAAAUAAAAAUGAGCCUCUUUUACUUCCCGCACCUCUUUUAAUGAGUUUUGGACGAUUUUAUAAGCACUGGCCAAGAGGAUGUGAGGCGGCCUAAUUUGAGUUGAGUUGAGUUUAGUUUUAGUUGAGUUGUAGAGUUGUUAAGCACUGGCCAAGAAGACUUGAGGCGGCCUAAUUUGAUGUUACACUGACAAACUUAGGGAGAAAGGGUGUUGAUGACCAAUAGCUGUCCAGACAGUAUAAUUAUUCUCAUUUCCAUUAAUAACCUGGGGCCGGUUGUUCAAAUUUCAAAACUCAGUUAGUGGAAACCCUGAGUUAAAUUUAUUCAGCUGUUCUAUUUGCGGUGUAUUUCUGCGCUUAUACCUAAUUAUCAAUCUACAACUUUAGAAAUUGAAACUUCAAUGAUCCACACAUUAUUUUGGGAAAAUUAUUUCCAGGUUUAUAAACAAGUGGCUGGGAAGUUUGAUUUGAAGUUUUUCGUUAACCAUGGCCAUGGAUUAAGCUAACCUGCAUUCGAAAAAUUGGCCCCUGGAUUUGUGAGAGGUCCUUACAAACAACAGCACCCUAGAUUCACCUAAAUCUUUCUAAUAUGGCAUACACUGUAAAAACAGAUUGGUUAAAAUAACUAAUUUGAAUUGGUUGUCUCAGGUGCAUUUAUUUGACCAAUAUUUUAUUAGUUUAAACUACCACAAAUUGGGUCAUUUUAACCAAUUUUUCCAUUGCUUUGAACAAAUAAUAUUGGUCAAAAGAAAAUGCAUCUGAGACAAUCAAUUCAAAUGGUUAUUUUAACAAACACAUUUUUACUGUGUAUGCAUUGGGUUUAUUAGUCUAUGGUAGAUGCAUGAAUUAUCCAAUGGAGUCCAGUUUUUAUACCUACAGAGAUCUACGUUUCCACAGGGUUUCGAAAUUGCACUAGUUUUCCCAUGCUUACGGAAUUCACAGCUGGAAAAUAUCGUUCAUGGUUGGGGAUUGGAUCCUUCAUAUUUUGGGCUGUGGGAAUAUCGAUACUGCCCCUGAUUGGAUACUUAAUUCCUGCGUGGAGAAUGUUCUUGCUUGUGACAGCUAUCGCUGCAAUCCCUGUUCUCUUUUACUGGUGGUAAGUUUGGAUAUUUUGUACGUUUGUAAAUUUGCAUUGCCUGCGCAACAGGAUCUAUACACGCUUUUAAUAAAUCAAAAUUCCUCUAUCCAAAAUCCGCAAUUCACUUCAUUUUUGCGGCUAGCCCGUUCGCGGGCUAGCCACUAUUUAAUGCUAAAAGUGUAAGAGUUGUGAAGUUGUGACGAAAAUUGUCGACUUUACUUCGGAAACUGUCGUUCAUAUGGCAUGACCUGGGCAUGACUCAUGAGGCGACGAUAUUAAAUGCCACAGAAAAGGUAUCUUAACGCCUUUAAUACUGGCAGAUCAUACUCACUUAGCAAAAUUACAGUUGGCAACGCUGGUAGAAAUACUCGAAGGAGUUGUUCACAGCAAACGGUAAGUUAAUUUUUGUUAUUUCAAUCGAUAUUUAUGUUUAUAAUUUGUGAAUCUGUCAUUUUAUAAUUAUAAAAACAUUGCUAUUCAUAUCUGCUCUGGACCCUGCUUCUGGUCAGAGAGAUUUUGAUCACGCUUCAUAUAAAGCUUUAUAGUGGGUUUAUAAUCCUGUAUAUAAUCAAACGUGCUUGCAUAGAUCUUGAAUUUUAAUAUUCCAUUAUGCGGGUAAGUUAAGAAGCAGGCCCAUUGCUGGCAUAUUAUACUACAAUUGCCCUGUCAACUUGCAGGUAUAUAAAACUACAAUUAAGGUUACAGGCACCCUUUUUGGCGUUUUGUGGAAAAUCGCUACUGCGCGCUCAAAAUCAGUCCGAUUUUCAUCAAAUUUUCACCAAAUGUUAGCCAGUGCAUGCAAAAUAUGAUAAAGUUGUAAAAUUGACAAACAAUAAAAUAAUGUAAGAAUUAUUCAAGAAAAUAUUAAGUCGCGGUACCUUUACGCUUUUGAGUUAUGUUCCUGCUGGUUUUACGAUAUAUUUAUGAAAAUAUCAUUUUUAUACAGUAAAAUAGUUGUUCUAAAAAAUUAUGUUCGGAAAUUUUUGUUUACUUCGUCAUUCCGCUGAUAUGGCGAUUUCUUUGACGACUGCAAUAUAUUUCUGAAUUGUUUGUGUGAAUUGCUCCUUAUUAUUAAAAUAUCCAAAAUUAGAACAAAGCCGAACACACUUUUGAAACUGACGUCUUUAGCUAUGUCCUGUGAAAAUUUGAGAAAAAUUCGUUAAAACCCGCUGGAGCACAACUCGUUUAAAAAUCAGUAAUUGGCGUAAAAUUCUUCGCGAGAAAAUUGAAUUUGAAUAUUACAUUUUCAAUGUUUUUCUUAUUGCAAGCGAAAUGUAUUUUAUUAAAUAACUCUGCGAGUUUUCAACAUUUUUCGUCCAAACUUGGUCAGAUAGUAGAACUAGUCUAAUGCUUUCAUGGAAACCAAUAAAAAAAUUUAGGCAAAAUUAACACUCAAAGGUGUUCUGCAACCUUAACACAGAAAACAGGCUGGACUAUUUUAUACUACUAUAGUUUAUAGUAGUCACUGACAUCACUCUAACUGCCAGGGCCGUAUAGCUAGACCGAUAAUUGGGGGUAUAUUCAUAUUCAUCCCGGCGGAUUUCUUUUGAAAGCUAUUGUUUUUACGGUAUGUGAACAUGAAAUGAAUAUGCUACGGCCCUGCUAACUGCAAAUUAAUGGGUGAUAUUGUUGAGAUCUAUUGUUCAAGGAUUGUGCAAUAGAAGCUCAGUCUGUUUACGUAAAGUUGAAGGAUCUUGUAGAUGGAAAUAAUUGAGUGAAAAUGUAUUUACAUUCAUUAGACCCAAACAGGAACAGCUGCGAAAAAUGCAACUGUAGGUGCAGUUUAUUUUUGGAUAUCUGGUCCAGAUGUAAAUAAUAUCUGAUCUAAGAUGAGCAGGGACGUAGCGAUAGGGGGUGCGGGAAUGUAAACCCCACAACUGUGAAACUCAGGCAAUAUUCAAGUUUAAAUUUUGACAUUUUCAGGUAAAAUUUGCGUAAUAAAGUCGUUAUUUUUGUGAAAUGAUAACCAUUUUUGUAAAAUACAAUCAAUUUUGAUCGAUCCAAUUCGUUUGCGAAUUUGCUUUAGAAAACACCACAAAUGCAGUUCUGGAGCUUCAAAAAUGUAAAACUUUUCUGGGGGAGGACCCACACACCACAUCCCCUUUUCUUAGGAAACUUAGUAUGACAGUGGAAAUCAAUCAGAAAAAGCUCUAUUAUAAUUAUUACGCUUCAGGUAGAUUGUUAACAUUGAAGUUCAGAUUUCAGGUAAAAUCCUCCGACAACCCCCGAACUUCAGAUGCUUUGCUACGUCCCUGAAGAUCAGUGCAAUUACCAUACAACACUGACCCUUGCAGUUGUGAGGGUAUAUGAAAAAGCAAACCAACAGCCAUUGUGCUGAGAUCAUAUCGGCAACCUUUCUUUUCAGGCAUUGAACAGCAGUAUUAAAUUAAAAACUUUUUUUUUAAUUCAUUAAAUUUAAAUACCUGCAUUAUUUACGAUAUUUCAGUCUUGUGAUCUGCCAGUAAAUAGACCUUAUUCAUAACUCGCAAUCGCGGACUUGUAUCCUAGGAGACGGGAAUAAACGCGGGAAAACAAGCGAAGACUACUUGACAAGCCAAACUCACUGACAGGUGCUAUUGUGUCGACUUUAACGGCUUGUUUCUUGUUGCUUAUUUCGAUUUUUGUGUGUAUAUUUUAAGACUUUGUGCCUACAACGAAAGCUGCAAAGGAAUUUAUUAUAAAAACGACCGGUUUUUCGUUUUUUGUAGCGAAUAUGACAAUGUAGCGAUGGUGUUUUUCCAGACGCAAAAAACAGUAUUUACUGAGAUUUUAACGUCAAUAUAUAAGUUAUUCCGUGAAAAAUAGAGACAACUAUGGAAUGGAAUGGAAGUAUAAUUAUUGGAAUUUGACAUUAAUAUGAAAGAAAACAAGAGGUCAAAAAUCACAAGAGAACAGGGCGCGAAAUAACAGCCGGUCAACGGACAAUGUCCGGCCAGAAUACGGAGUUGUCCGGUCAAAUUCUUACCUUGCCGGUCAUUUUGACCGGUCACUUUCGGUAAAAGAACAAACUAAUCUUCAUUUUAAUUAAUAAUCAAAAUAAAGUUAAGUACAGUAUUAUAAUUAAGAACCAUAACAUGCAUGUUGUCGAAUAUUUUGCGGGAAAAGAACUUUAAUGUACACCAGUUUUCCCGCGCGGUACGUCACAAAGCCCAUGGCCAUGCUUUUAAGAGUUAAAGCCAUGCGUUUAGUGCAGUGCAAGCUGUUUUAUGUUUUUAAUUACUGAUUACAGUAGGGCUUUUUGUAAUGCUAUACUGGGAAAAUAGUCACAUUUUUAGGGGUAUACUUUACUAGGCUUUGCUUUAAGCUGAAUAAUUUGACCGGCCAGAAAUUCGGUAUGUCCUAGCCUGUGUUCCAGUCCACUACACCGAACGGUGUAGUGGACUGGAACACAGGCUAGGUAUGUCCGAGCUAAAAUUGAGUUGGCCGGUCACCUUGACCGGCAACCUUCCAGCCGUUAUUUCGCGCCCUGCAAGAGAAUGCUAAAUGUUAUUGAUUCGUACGGAAAAAAUAUAAACUAAUUAUAGGUCCUCGAAUCAAGACGGAGGACUCAUCAAUAUUUCUACAGUUUCUCACUUGAAUAAAUUUAUAUUUAUUUGCAUCUUCAACAAUCUGUUGUGCGUCGAUUUCUUUUUUUGACAGGUUGAUACCAGAGUCUCCUCGAUGGCUGUUAUUAAACGGUAAAGAAGAAGAAGCUAAAAUAGUUCUUGCCAAAAUUUCCAGAAUGAAUAAACGACCAUUACCAGAUGAUCUUGGACUGCAAAAACCUGUGAUACCUGAAACACGAGCAAGUUUUAGGCAAAUGUUUAGUAGCUGGGAAACUGCUAAGAAAAUCCUGAUUUGUUGGGAUUUAUGGUAUGACUACUCGGUGGUUUUUUUCUCCUUUUCUUGGUGCAUGGCAUUGUUAUUGCAUGACAAGUAAUUUGUAUAUGCAAACACAAUUAUGUCACUCUACAGUGUGUGUAAAAGAAACUGAACCCUUUCAAAUUCAAAUUAGCUAUAAGGUAUUGUAGUAAUUUGACAGCUCUAUAAUUGCUUUAAAAUAAUGGUUGGAUAAGAACACUCGGUCUUGUACUCAUGGGACAAAACUCAAAGAAAUAAAAAAUAGAAAAUUUAAAAGAAAUACAGUAUUCCUUGUGUUCUUACCCAACCAUUAAUUCAGGCAAUUAGAGCUGUCAAAUUACUACAAUACGUUAUAGCUAAUUUGAAUUUGAAAGGUUCGGUUUUGUUUUAUACACCCUGUAUACAAUUCGCUACUCUGAUUUAAUGGCCAUGCAUGCACUAACAAAGGCAUGAAUAACUUGAUCGGUACUGAAUGUAAUUUGUGCGGAAAUUGCAUUGCAUUGUUUUUUGUUUUGUCAAAUUACAGACCUUUUGAUUUGUUGUUUUCCCUAAUAGCCAAUCAGAGGCUUUGUUUACUAACAAGGCCCGCGAAUUUUUGAGCUUGUGGACGGUGCGAAAAUCGGAACAUUUUUGUGCAAUAAAAAGUGGCGAAUAAAAACUGGUCUCCAUGAACUCAUAAACUUUGACCAUCUGCAAUACAUACAAUUUAUACACGUAAAGCACAUUCAAUCGAUUUGCUAGUAGUAAAAAUAUCUUGCUCUCCUUUAAAUUUUCAUGCUUGUUGUUUAUAUAAAAUAGGUUAAUUUAAGAAACAAACACUGAAAUUAAAUGGAACACAGUGCACAAGUAACCCAUUACUUAAAGUAACAGAUACAUAAGCAAACUAGAGGGCGCUCGAAGACUGCGUACCGCGUCAGGGAAUUAGGAGGCCCACAAAGGGGUUAUGACCGACAGGCGACAUUCCUUAAAAAGAGGCGACAGACUAUCUAAAAAAGAGCGACAAACGACAGCUUCUGGACUGGGAAAAAGCGACAAAUUGCGAUUUGUGUUAUGGGUCAAAAGUGACAGCGACAUUUAUUGCAAUAAAACAAGCGAUAAAGCAGCUACAAACUUAGUGACAAACUUGUUGCACCCUUGGUGGGCCUCAAUUAGGUUAUGUGUCAUGCAUACUAUUGUACAAUGGGCUUAUUACGCAUCCAGUAAUGUCCACUAACGGCACUAAUUUCUGUGUUAAUACGUGCCAUGUUUGACUUAUUGUGCUGAUAGGCAUACACAGACAUACACAUAAAUACAUAAUCUUCUGGCGAAGGCAAUCAAAAAUUGACCAACGAUAUCCUGCUUCUUGCCGUGCCUUACAUGUUACGAUGAUCGAUUUCCCAUCAUGCAUAUUUCUCUUUUCUUCAGAGAUAAUAAGAAAUUGUUUAGCGUUGCUGUAUUUUAUCGCUAGGUUUGCCAACGCACUGGUUUACUAUGGUGUGUCUUAUGGUUCUGUUGAUCUUGGUGGGAAUAGAUAUCUGAAUUUUUUUUCCGUCUGUGUCGUUGAAAUACCUUCAAAUUUUGCUUUUAUUUGGUCAGCACACAGGUGAGUAGAGAGGACAUCUUAAGGCGGAUUUCCAGUCCUCGCACGAAGCUCCUCGCAACUCGCUGCGAGUGCUUGCAUCUAAUUAAAAUGAACUAUUUAGCAUUGUGAUUGGAUGAAAGUGCUCAUGCAUCACUUGCAGCGAGCUGCGAGGAGCUUCGUGCGAGGACUGGAAAUCCGCCUUAAGGGUGCUUUCGUUUGCAAUGUCAAUUAAGGGAUCAGAUCAGAAUUUCUGUCUGGAAAUCUGCCUGGUCAAAAUGUAUAUAAUUAUUUUCCCCAAAACAUAUUAUUUUCCUCGGGCCAACGGCGCGAAGCGCCGUUCCGGGCGUUAGUCUUGGGCGAGGGUACUAAUUCCACACGGCUGUUAACAUCAGGGAAAAGGAAAGCUGCUAACGGUUUCAAAAGUGGGGUAGUGGGUGGUCAUCAUAUACUGAUCUCAAAAUAUCGCGGACUGCCAUGCAGCUGUGGAAUGAGCCAACUGCGAAGACUUCAAGACAACAUAUGGUAAAGUCGUUUCAUACGAUGAGCUGUAAGGCGAUUUUUAAAUCUUACUUAAAUUUAAAGAAAUGAUGGAAGAAAUGUAAGAUGGGAAAUGAUGAAAUAUAAAUUAAGUUUGUUUGGUAUUUUUUUCGUAAACAUGUACGUUGUUUUCGGGUUUUCGACUUGCCUCCAAUAAAUGAUCCUAUUUUAUAAAAUGCUUAAAUAGAAUUAAAAAAAGUAAAAUUAUUUCCAAGAGCGAACUGUACGAUUUGAAUUGAUUUCGUUGCAACUAAUAAGAAGACCAAGUUAUAUAGUUAAUGUUAAGUAUAAUUUAUAUGAACAUUUUAUGAGGCAUCCAAAAUUGAAUUUUACCUUAAAUUGAAGCUUGUAUAAUGGAAAAUAACAUACCUACUUUAUAUAUUUUAGAAAUUGAUAGUUCUAUAGUUAAAAGUGUUAUGCUUCAUUUAUUUUUUUCUUCAUUUAAAAAUUUAAAAACAAAGAUCGUGUUGCCAUGGCUAACAUGAUGCGGUAGCGCGAGCCUGCGUUCAAUAUUGGCGUAUGUUAGAAUACUUCAUGUUAAAACAAUAGUUUAGGGAAGCAAAUGCGAGAGGUUGUUGCAUGCAUGUAUUUCUAGCUAAAACUUUACAAUCUUGCACAAUGUGGCCGUCGUCCCAUGAUUUACUGGGCCCGUGCCGGCGCAGAUCAUCCAAAUCAAAUAAUACCAAAAUAAUGAAAAUGUGUCAGCAACAUGACUGAUAACUGACAGGCAGAUUUUCUUUAACGCCUUCGUUUUUGGACUUGGUUGGAACGCUUUUGCCCUUGAGUCUAACGCCUUAGGUUAUCUUGAUUUAACUAUUAAACUUGACAAUUCAAUGGAUAAAGAUGUAUAGUGGUCCUUCCUUUCCUACAUUACCGGUCUUAAGUACGUUGACUCGAAUUAAUCGCUUCUUGCCUCGAAUUAGUCCCCCCUUCGAAUUACUUUCUCAACUAGUCGUAAUUUCUAAAGUCCUCUGCUCUUCUCUUCACCGUGUAGAAGCUUAACAUCACCAACGGUUAUAUCCGGAUCCCUGCCAGUCGAUUGACUAUGUCUAUCUCGUAGUGCUCUAAUGUACAAUGAUGACCGUCGUUUCCACAUUAUCUAUACUUAUACCGUUUUAGAUGCCAAAUUUACUAUACCAUUCCUUCGGCUUUAUCUUGUUCAAGAGUCAACAAUAACUUAUUUCAAUUCCGACAAUACUAGCUUCUUUCGGUUGUUUGAAGGUAAGGUGUGCGUUCACAAUGGCUUUCCUGAAAAAGUUCUUCAUGCGUCAAACCAUUCGCCGUCAACCAUCCGCCCUUCAUUAUCCCUUGCGAGUUUAAACUGCAAAUAGACUUUUCGCCGACCAAGGUAAUUAAUCGUUGGCCACUUGACUGUAUUUCAGAUUUUCAACCACUUUAUCUGCAAACCUUUGUCUGCAAACCUUUCCUGUUGUCACUAACAAUUUUAUCUCCAGACUUUAGUUUAGUUAUUCUUCUGUCAUGCAAUAAGUGGUUAAACCCCUAUGCUUACAAUUUUGGUUUUGUUUCCUUCAUGCAUCUGUGGAAAUCUAGUUAAUCUUGUUAUCAACUACAGAUCCAUUGAAUCUCCAGGCAACUUUGCACUUUCUUGGUCCUCAUUAAAAACCUGAAUUGUACGUCUUCUUACUGCAAAUCUUACCUUCGUAGUCGUCCCGUUUUUCUUCUUCCUGUUGUUGAAUUCGUUUCAGAAUCUCUCCUUCUUCAGCUUCAAUAACUUAUCUUUUCCCCUUGCUCUAUCACCGUCAAUCCCUUAUAAAAUUCUUCUGCUUCUUUCAACAAGCUCUAGCUACGUUCAUUUAGGUUGCCCAUUCACUGCCCGAAUCAAGAUCCAGAGACCGCCAAUUUCUUUCGUAUAUUGUGAUUUCACUGUAAAAUCGUGCUGGAAUCGUCACCAUUCUUUUGAGAGUAAAUGCACUUGAAACAAAUUAAAGCGGAUUUAGAACUGUACAGAAUUUCGUUUUUGAAACCGAAUAACCUCGCAGAACAUACUCGCUGUCUUCAUGAUUCAUCGGUCCCUUGUCACUAUUGGGCGCCAAUAUCAGACAGUAGUGGACGACUUGCCUGGACGAGAUGCAUAAUAAUCCACUUUUAAGUUUAUCUUUUGUGAUAAUGUGAGCGUCCAAUUUUAGGAAGCAUGAAUAAAUCGCUAUCCGAUGAAAUUAAAGCGUUAUUCAACCUUCCUGCAACCGCUCCCAGGGUUAAAAUUCCAGGGUUAACGCUAAUGCAUGGUCACCACUUGUAAAAACUGAUCCUGGAGGAUCCUGUACCACUAUAAAUCAUAGUCAUUUUUAUCUUAGAUUUGGUCGUAAAAAGUCUGUCAUUACUGCUAUGAUUAUUGCCUUAGUUGCAUCUGUUAUCGCAGCGGCAAUUCCGACAAACCAAAGUUCGGGUAAGCAAGUGAAGAUUAGUAAUAUAUACUUUGGCUCGAAUACAAAAAUGUAUGUAAUUUUGUUUUCUACUGUUGCCGAUGUCGGUUGCCAAACUCCCUAUUGCUAUAGGUAAUAAGUAAUAUACAUUUAUUCAUUUAUCAUGGUUUCGAGCGCAAUUUGGAUGAAACAUACACGUCGAGUCAGUUUUUCAAAGAGCAGCCAGCCUAUAUUACGUGUUAAUAUAUAUCUGAUAAUAUUGCUUUUACCUUUUUAUAACAUGGAAAAACUAACAAAGCUUUGUUAGUUUUUCCAUGUUAUAAAAAAGGUAAAAGCAAUAUUUUCCACCCGAACUCAACUUUUACUUUAUGUGGCGCGGCCGCUAUGUUUAACCUGAUUUCCCAGUUUAUAGGAUUUAUCGGAUUUGUUUUUGCAGCCAGUGUUGGUGGACGUGUUACAGUAGCCAUCAUUGCAAAAUUUUCCAUCAGCUUCUCCUUUUUUGGUGCCUAUUUGUGGUGCGUUGAGCUGUUUCCAACUGUAAUAAGGUAAAUAGUUAUGAACAGGGCCGUAACUAGACGCGGUAAUUGGGGAGGAUGCAUAUUCAUAAAUUCGUGUUUUCCCGACGGAUUUAUUUUGAAAGCGAUGGCUUUUACUGUAUGUGAACUUGAGUAUAUGAAUAUACAACCCCCCCCCCCCCAAUGAUCGCGUCUACUCACGGUCCUGGUUAUGAAUCUAUAUAAAUGUCGUUCUAAUACGCCAGAGCUAAUUAGAGUCAGUGAAGGUAUCUAGCCUGCCUCACUGCAGUCAUUUCCGCGUGCAAAAGGCGGGAGUUUGCCAUAGGUGGCGGAACGGUGGGUUCCAAAGAUUCUGAGAAAUUUAUAAAUAAAAGUUGGGCAAAUUUUGAGAAAAAAUUCAGGAAAGAUGAAAGAGAACGGGGUGGGUACGUGCAUAAAAAUAUCAAGCAGGAAAUAGUAAAUUUGUUCGGUCAGGAAAAUCCACUCCCCGGCCCGAAAGAAACUGUUUGGCCCGCCGCCACUGGUGUUUGCCACAGACUCUGUCCAGUUCUGGGUUCUCUGACCAAUUAUUUCUUUAGUUUUUACUUUAUUUUUAUUCUACAGGUCAACUGCUCUUUCUACAUCAUCGGCAAUGGCACGAAUUGGAUCCUUUUCUGCUAGUUAUAUAAUUUGGCUUGUAAGUUAAAUAGUUCAUUUUUAGAACUAUUUGUGCAAUAUUCGUUCAUUCUUUUAAGUACUAUAUCCAACACGAGUAAAAUUGUUCUGAUUUCUAACCUCUGAUUUCUAAAUACAGACAAGCAGGUUGAAAUACGAGGCGAAGCCGAGUUUUUUUAACCAGCUUGUCUGUACUUAGAAAUCAGAGGAAGAACAUUUGCGAGUGUUGGAUAUAACUUCUCAAACGAAAAUCGAGUUUAAUUAAAGUUGAUGAAAAACGGCUGUAAUCUUCCUCUUAUUUCUAAAUACAGAUUUAAUAUGCAUUUCUUUUGCAUUUCAUUUAUGAAUUAUUAAUGAGUUUGAGAACUGGUUGUCCACUUUAGAGGUCUUUAAGCAAAGUAAAACACCGAGCCAGUUUCGUAGUCAAAAUUAUUUUACUACUUUGAAGUUUGAAGAAAAGUACGAAGCUUCGCAACACGUUUCAUGAUGUUCGGGUCAUGAGGUGUAUUUCGUAUGAUUGUUUUCCGCAUACUGGUAAAUAAUUAAUGAGUUAUCGUGAUUGGUUGUUCAUGAAUUCUUAAGCAGAUUUAAAAUAUCUUUCCAGAUUCGCAUUCAUGCGGCACUGCCAUACAGCAUAAUGGGAGCAAUAUGUCUUCAAGCAGCUGUACUUGGAUUAUUCUUACCAGAGACAAAAGGUACACCAACCUUGGAGACCAUGGAUGACAUGAAAAAAGAUAAAGGAGUCGCUUUACUUGUGAAUGGCGACGGUAAAGCUGACAGCUAGGAAUGAGAAUGACAGGAACGAUAGUAGAACUCUAGCUGAUCAAAUUGCUGCAUGGGAAAGGCUUAGGCAAAAGAAUAAAAAUUCGGUAAUUUGCAUUUAAAGAUGACUCGCGAGGUUAAAUUUGUAUUGCAAUAUUUGAAAGAAUUGUCAAAUGGCUAGACCACUUAAUUUUCUUGAUAUUCUAUAUAGCUGUGCUCACAAUGAAGUCAUACAUCAAUUAAAUAGACAGGCGCCGAUAGUUAUAAUUAUUGUGUUUUUAGCCAAUAAA
Molecule: messenger RNA, 13471 nt
Organism: Paramuricea clavata
Lineage: Eukaryota; Metazoa; Cnidaria; Anthozoa; Malacalcyonacea; Plexauridae
Source: the annotation of a GenBank genome assembly